This is a messenger RNA of Uloborus diversus, 2143 nucleotides long. RefSeq names its product probable tRNA (uracil-O(2)-)-methyltransferase. Gene Ontology annotation, molecular function: tRNA (uridine) methyltransferase activity. NCBI's taxonomy places the organism in Eukaryota, Metazoa, Arthropoda, Arachnida, Araneae, Uloboridae. Bases 220 to 2121 code for a protein of 633 amino acids. Gene Ontology annotation, biological process: tRNA methylation. The record is from RefSeq and is a predicted model, not a curated record. The transcript is spliced from 12 exons.
AGUAGUGUAGUAGCAAGUAGCGCAACUGUGUGUACGCGUCUAGUCUGCUUGUGUAUAAAUGUAAUAUUAGAAUUUAGAAUGUAGUAUGUAGUUUUCAAUAUACAUAUUUAAAAUCAUUAAAUUUGUUGAGUGAGUUUUUUCACCAGAGAUAAGACGUGAAUUGCAGCCACUUAGAAUGUCUUGACGAAGCAAGCUCUCCCCGGGAAGAAACACGACAGAAUGAGGUGUUCAAGCAUGGAGAGUUCUUGGACAAAAAUACAUGCAGCUGUCGGCAAUGAAGAAAUAGCCAAAUCUAGUUUCUAUAGUGGAAUAAAAGUGUGGAUUGAACGACCUCACAUUAUCAAUCGUAAAUUAUCAGCAGUUGAAAUGUUAAGUUCAUGGGUGCUUGAAAAUUCAAGUUUAGAUACAGUAAAAAUUUUAGAAGAUUUUUUUAAAAAAGGAAAAUUUACUCAUGAAGAAACUCUUACAAUGUUAGAGUCUAGAUUUUCACAGGAGAAAGUUGUAUCUUAUCAAAAGAAUGAAAACUACGAGUUUAGUAGUGUUACUAUAAUUUUGAGAAGACUUCUUCCAAGAAAUUUUGAAAAAUUUACUGGUGUUUUUGAAGUUGUCAUAAUGGAUGAUAAUCUUAACUGUGUCACCUUUUAUCCAAGAAGAAAAGAUGUGCUAAGCUCUAAAAUAGCUGUCUCAUUUCCAUAUAGAUUCAAGCUUUCCCAAAACCAAAUUGUUUUGGAGUCCUAUAGCAACAGAACAGAAAUUGAUCAAGUUGAUCUACUUUCAGAAGAGUGGUUGAAGUCUUUAGUUCUUCCAAAAAUUCUAAGGUGGUCCUGUGAUUACAACAAAUCCAAUACUGUUGCAUCUCUAAAACUUAUUUGCUCUAAAUCCUAUGCUGAAAAAUAUUUUUAUUUAAAAUCUAAAUAUGGGAAGUAUUUUAUUGAGAUAUGGCCUGAAUGUACAGAUCCGAAAAAGUAUGUGUAUGAAGACAUUGCUAUUGCAGCUUAUUUAAUGACUUAUUGGGAGAAUGAAAGAAGUAAAUUGAACAUGUCUUCAAUGCAAAGUUUCGUUGACAUUGGUUGUGGCAAUGGGCUGCUUGUUCAUAUUUUAAGAUCAGAAGGGUAUCCAGGAAUUGGUAUUGAUGUUCGUAAAAGAAAAAUUUGGGAUUUGUAUGACUGUAGCACAUCUUUAGUCGAACAAUCAAUAAAUGACCCAUCUAACAUGAGAUUUCCGGAGUAUGAUUGGCUUAUAGGAAAUCAUUCUGAUGAACUUACCCCAUGGAUUCCUGUCAUUGCAGCUAGAUCCAGUUAUAAUGCCAAAGUAUUCCUAUUGCCUUGCUGUUCUUUUACAUUUAAUGGAAAGUAUGAACGCAGUUGUGCAAAAGUUCCACUCUACCAGUCUUAUCUGCAAUUUGUUUCUGAUGUCUGCAAAGCUAUGGGAUUUGAUGUUCAGCAGGAUAAAUUAAGAAUACCCUCAACAAAAAGAAUUUGCUUUGUAUGUUCAUCUCGUAAUUAUAAAGAAGAAGAGGAAAAACAAAUAGACAGUUUAAGAAUUGCAUUUAUUGAAUCAAAGUCCAAGAAAAUGGUUCAGAAAAACUCUGCCAAUAAUGUAACUAAAUGUCUGAAAUUCAUUUCUCAUUCAGAUGUAACUGCCUCGAAUCCUGUGCCUGAAUUUGUGCCUCGGAAUCCUGUGGAAGCUGUUAGAAAUUGUUCACAGUUGGAUAAAGAAUUUCUAGAUAAAACUGUGAUUACUGUUUUGAAUAUACUGUUGGAAACUAAGAACUAUAUUUCUAUUGAAAAUAAAAACUCUGUGCAAUGGAAUGCUGGAGGGGAAAUAACUAUUCCAGAUCUUGUUUUGUCACUGGGCUCAGAAGUUUCACAAAAAAUGAAAAAACAAUGUGGUGGUCUUCAGACAUUUUUACGAAACUACAAAAAUGUAUUCCAUGUAAGCAAUGGUGUCGUCCGCUUAAGAAUUCCUUCUGCUAACAAUGAUUGGAUGCAUUCCAAGAAGAAAUGGAAAAAAUUUCAAGUGGAUAUUUUACGCACAAAAAAAUGUUAUUUCCACUAUCAUCAUCCUCAAGGAUGCCCUAUGUCUGAAGAUCUCUGCAAAUUUUCUCAUGUAAAAAUGUGAUUUUAAAUUUAAAAAAAAAAAG